Symbiodinium sp. CCMP2456 is the source of this 1530-nucleotide messenger RNA. Lineage: Eukaryota; Dinophyceae; Suessiales; Symbiodiniaceae. The record is from the annotation of a GenBank genome assembly.
AUGGCUGCCCGUGUGAUCGCGGCGGUGCUGAUUGCGGUGGCCGCCGGCCAAGAAGCGCUGAGCCUCGACGACGAGUGCGCCGGCGAGGAGCAAUGUGCGCUGAACGCACUGCAGCGGCGAGGUGAGGCCGUGUCGGCACUGGAGAAGACAGCAGAAGCUGCCGGCGCUCCGAAGUGCGAGAGCCUCCAACACCCCUCCAACAACAUUUGCCGUUCGACGGUCGAAUGGGCGCACAGGGGCGGAAAGUACGACCGACAUGGGCCGCAGUGGUUUGCUGACAUGCAGUCCAUUUCCGGUGUGGAUUACAAGACAGCCAGCCUCGGCGACUGGCAAAAGCUCUACUUCUGCGCACCUCCCGGAGGCAAGCAGUGUGGGUCGCCGCCGUGCACCUGCACGAACCCUCCAUGUGAUGUCUGCUUCCAGGGGAAGAGCAAAGCCAAAUGCAGCGAUCCCGACAGCAUCGCGUGCAAACCACCAGCCACGGCGCUGGACUACAACGGGAUGGCUUGGGAGGACAUGAAUUAUCACACACAGCUGCUCUGCAACCACAAGCAGUUUGUCGAGUGCUACAAGACGAUGGGGCGAGUGUGCGAUCCCGGAUGUGGUUUCGUGAAGGGCAUCGAUGAUCAGCCACAGCUCCUGGUGGCCAGCUCCUUCAAGAGUCGCGCGGCUAAAGUGGAUCCCGUCUUCAUCCUCAACGUAGGUGACAACUUCUACUGGGGCGGUAUCGAAAAGACCUGUGGCACGCCAAUGGACGAGCUGUCUUACGUGACCCACCACCAGUUCGACCAAGUCUUCGAGAACGUCUACAACGGGCCUGGCUUGGAUGGCAAGCCGUGGCUGAGUGUCUUGGGGAACCACGACUGGGGAGGCCGCGUCUUCAACAAUGGCUGGGAUCAGCAGAUUGCUUACACCUGGCACAGCGACCGCUGGAGACUGCCGGCGGCAUACUGGAGCCAGCGCGUGAACUUCGUGGAUGCCGGGUUCACUAUGGACAUCUACAUGGUUGACUCGAAUUCCCAGGACGCCGAGGAUCCACCUCUGGACCCCGAGCACAACAUCUGCGGAUCCGCGCACAACCCGCCUGGAGCAAACUGCGCAUCGCAAGGCGCGCCGUCGGAUAGCAUGUGCUUGUGCUUCGCCACGUUUGCCGAGUGGCUGACAGAGCAGCUGAGCAAGUCCACGGCGGACUGGCAGCUAGCCGUCACACAUUUCCCGUGCGGCUUCGAGAAGAACUAUUGGGCGGGACUGCACCAGCAGCACGGACUGGACUUGCUCGUGACCGGACACCGACACGACCAGGAACUUUGGAGUCCAAAUAGGCUGGGGGGACUCACCUGCUUCGUGACCGGCGGCGGUGGAGGAAUCUCUUCUGAAGCCACCCCGAACAUCCACAACAAGAGGGACUGGUACGGUGAGGCCCAGUACGGCUUCUACGAUCUCUUGAUCUCCAAGACCUCCAUUCUCAUCACCUCAAUCAACUGGAAUGGCUACGAGAUCAUGACUCGCACGGUGUACCCCAAGGCAUGA